Megachile rotundata (alfalfa leafcutting bee) is the source of this 2080-nucleotide messenger RNA. Its product is annotated as piggyBac transposable element-derived protein 4-like. The record is from RefSeq and is a predicted model, not a curated record. Lineage: Eukaryota; Metazoa; Arthropoda; Insecta; Hymenoptera; Megachilidae.
GAUAGAGGGUAUGCAUUUUUUAACACGUUGAGCGCGGCGCCAAUAUUUCUGAUCUUUCCGCUCUGCCGGCAGCGAGUGGGCGCUCCUCUAAUGGUGCGAUAAUGUAAGAUGAUCCGCGACUUUUAAACAUACGAUUUCAAGCUCUGCGUAGCGUUUGUGUUUUGUUACCCUGUCGGUUUCGGCUCACUUUUGAAGUCACGUUCAAGAUAAAGAACAGUUCCGUUCUUUCUCUUUGAGUGAAACAAUGGAAGAGCAAAUGCAUGCGUACCUCCAAGAAGCUUUCAGUUGCAAGAAAGUCACACAAGUGUACAGAUCGUUUGAGAGUAAAAAAUUUUGUUUGUUCUUGAGAAUAUUUAUCGCCCAUAAAACCGAAAAUGUUCGAAAGAGAAGACAGUGAUACAUCAAGCGAAGUUUUCUUAUCAUUCAGACGUCGCCGGGUAUUACGGUUAUCGUCAUCAGAAGAUGAUACUUCAGUAGACGAUGAAGCGGAACUUGAGAGAAGAAGUAGGAGAAGAAGCAGAGGUGCUGAUAACAUCUGUGACGGAACUGAAUGGUUUGAUCCAAAAGGGAAUCAACCAAAUAUUGUUCCCUUUACGCGUACCUCCGGCGCCAAAACAACUAACGAAAAAGUGCGGAUUUGUACAAAAGCAGGAGAGUUUUAUGCACUUUUCGUUACAGACGAAAUAUUUCAGCACAUCAGUGAACAAACAAACCACUAUGCUACUCAAUGCAGAAUCAUUUCUAAACGUACAACUAAUUGGACACCAACUAACAAAAAUGAGCUGAAGCGUUUAUUUGGGCUGCUAAUAUGGAUGGGUAUGGUAAACCUUCCCUCCUUACGUCUAUAUUGGUCUCAAGAUCCAUUAUUUUCACAAACAUUCCCACGAACAAUAAUGAGUAGAGACAGAUUUGAAAUUCUAAUGAGAAUGGUGCAUUUCGCUGACAACGAAGCAGCUGUCGCAAAUAACCGAUUAUCAAAAAUUCAAUUCAUCAUAGACGAAUUGAAUACAAAUUUUCAAAAAUAUUACGAUCCACCAGAAUUAUUAUGUAUUGACGAAUCGCUAAUUCCAUUUCGUGGGCGCAUUGUAUUCAGGCAGUAUUUGAAACAGAAAAAACACAAAUACGGUAUAAAAAUAUUUAAAUUAUGUUGUAGUCAUGGAUACACUUAUAACUGUCAUGUGUACACCGGAAAAGCUCUCGAUAGGGAAAACACAACCCCGUCAAAUGUUGUAAUGUCUCUAUUGAAAAACUUAUUUCAUAGAGGCCACACAUUGUGUACUGACAACUGGUACACCAGUAUCGAUUUAGCGAAUCGCCUAAUAGAAAAAAACACACAUUUGAUUGGAACACUGCGAACAAAUCGUAGGGGAAACCCAAGUGAAGUGAUAAAAACUAAUUUGAAACGUGGACAAGUUAUAGCUAAAGAAAAUAAUCAAGGUAUUACAGUGUUGAAAUGGAAGGACAAGAGAGAUGUUUUGGUCCUGUCCACAAAACAUUCAAACGAAAUGAUAAACGUAAAAACAAAACGCGGAUUUUGCUGUAAACCCAAAAUUAUAGUUGAAUAUAAUAAAGCAAAAACAUCAAUUGAUUUGUCAGAUCAAAUGAGUGCGUAUAGCAGUCCCUUGAGGAGAACUCUCAAAUGGUAUAAAAAGUUAGCCUUUGAGUUAUGUUUGAACACUGCUGUGGUCAAUUCGCUGUUCGUCUUUCAAGAAGUAACAGGACAAAAAAUAUCAAUUACGGAAUUUCGGAGACAACUGGUGAAUGAACUGACACAGCGAGAAGAUGAACAAAUUCCGCGUCCCGCAGAAAAAAUUCUUCAUAAAUUGCAGAAAAAGGAAGGAGACGUCCAUAAAGUUCGGAAAUAUUGUUCUGGUUGUUAUGCUGAAAAUUCAAGAUUAUUUGGGCCCAAGAUAGCAAAAAAUUUAACAAAAAAGGUUGUUACAUUUUGUUACAUGUGUAAAUCCCAGCCAUACUUUUGCUUAGAAUGUUUUAAUAAAGCUCAUUAAAACUAUAUUUGACUACAUUUCAUUCAGGCGACAUUUAUCUUUUAACUUUAAUACUGCCGGUCCCACCGGACCGA